GGAUUUUUCUGUCUCGCUUGUUUUCUUCCAGAAUGGGUUCUAUUUGGGUUCCCUGGGUGGUGGCUUUGUUAGUGACGGUAAUCAGGCUGGAUUCCUCCAUGACUCAAGGCAGAGAUUCUCCAGAAGAUUUUGUGAUUCAGGCAAAGGCUGACUGUUACUUCACCAAUGGGACAGAAAAUGUGCAGUUUGUGGUCAGAUUCAUCUUUAACCUGGAGGAGUAUGCACGUUUUGACAGCAACUUGGGGAUGUUUGUGGCCUUGACGGAGCUGGGCCAGCCUGACGCUGAGCUGUGGAACAAUCGGCCCGAUAUACUGGCAAGGAGUAGAGCCUCUGUGGAUGCGCUCUGCAGACACAACUACAAGCUGGGUGCACCCUUCACUGUGGGGAGAAAAGUGCAACCAGAGGUGACAGUGUAUCCAGAGAGGAUCCCAGCCUUGCAGCACAGCAAUCUGCUGCUUUGUUCUGUGACAGGUUUCUACCCAGGGGACAUCAAGAUCACGUGGUUCCGGAAUGGGCAGGAACAGAGAGAGGGGGUCAUGUCCACUGGCCUCAUUAGGAAUGGAGACUGGACCUUUCAGACAAUGGUGAUGCUAGCAAUGACACCUGAACUUGGAGAGGUCUACACCUGCCUUGUUGAUCAUCCCAGCCUGCUCAGCCCUGUUUCUGUGGAGUGGAGAGCUCAGUCUGAAUAUUCUUGGAGAAAGAUGCUGAGUGGAAUUGCAGCCUUCCUGGUUGGGCUAGUCUUCCUUCUGGUGGGGAUCGUCAUCCACACCAGGGCUCGGAAAGGACGUGUGGAGACUCUGUUGUCUGGUGCUGAGGUCCCAAGAGCAGUUCUUCGUCCAUAA
Messenger RNA from Balaenoptera acutorostrata (minke whale), 845 nucleotides. RefSeq names its product HLA class II histocompatibility antigen, DO beta chain-like. Gene Ontology annotation, molecular function: MHC class II protein complex binding. Bases 33 to 845 code for a protein of 270 amino acids. Gene Ontology annotation, cellular component: MHC class II protein complex; membrane. The transcript is spliced from 6 exons. Lineage: Eukaryota; Metazoa; Chordata; Mammalia; Artiodactyla; Balaenopteridae. Gene Ontology annotation, biological process: antigen processing and presentation of exogenous peptide antigen via MHC class II; immunoglobulin production involved in immunoglobulin-mediated immune response; immune response. The record is from RefSeq and is a predicted model, not a curated record.